Pochonia chlamydosporia 170 is the source of this 441-nucleotide messenger RNA. Its product is annotated as fungal specific transcription factor. Lineage: Eukaryota; Fungi; Ascomycota; Sordariomycetes; Hypocreales; Clavicipitaceae. The coding region runs from base 1 to 441 and encodes 146 amino acids. The record is from RefSeq and is a predicted model, not a curated record. The transcript has 3 exons.
AUGGCCCACUCAUACAAGGCCGCAUAUCCUAGUGACGCCGCAGUCUCCCCGGAAAUUGUCCAAUUCUUCGAGGACUUUUACCGCGUAUCGGACAUCCCGGGAGAGCAUGAACAAUAUGUAGACCUAUUCACACCAGAGGCAACAUUUAUUCUGGCUUCAAAAAAGUCACAGGGGAACGAUGAAAUCACGACGACGAGAAUCGGCAUGUGGUCUGUAGUAGCAUCUCGAAAACACACCAUCUACAAGGUGUUUCCGUACUCCAACACAUCUAGUGAAUUCAUGCUGUAUGGAUCCGUCGCCCUUGGGCUGCGUAAUGGCACCAACAUUGACGUGGAUUGGGCGGCGAGAGCAGAUGUUGUCAAGUCUGCUGAUGGCAAGUGGAGGAUGAAGUUUUAUCAAGUUUAUAUGGACACUGGUGCGAUUACGGCACAUCUUAAAUAA